UGAAACACAUGAACCUGACCUUUGAAGAGUGUGAAAGUAAACAAUUUUUUAACUUACCAAACGUGUGGUCUUUUUCUUAUGCUAGGGGAAACUUUGGGAAAGGUAAUACAAUUUAGAGUUUAGACGGAAAGGGUUAAAUUAUAUCUUCACUGCUUCCAAGAGGUAAGAAUUUUUCUGUUAACUUCAGUGCCUCAUCUCAACUCUGUAAUUUGUGUGGCUGUAGGUUGCUAGGUUGUUUUAUCUGGAUUCUUUGGUGUGAUGUCGCAGAUGGAACUUCUAUCCAUUGUUCAGAAUACCUCUGCUGCUGCUCCCCCUCCCCCCGCUACUUACUUGGUGAGUGAGGUGGUUCAGUUGCCUGGCUACUGCUAAUAUUGGAGAAAUAUGUGAUGAAAGGGAAAAAAAGAGGUUGUAAAGAUGGCAACUGAUAAACUCAAAGGCAGUGUUGAAGAGUUUAAAGUAAAGAUGGCAACUGAUGAACCUGAAGGUGGCGUUGAAGAGUAUAAAGUAAAGAAGGAAACUCAUGAACCUGAAGGCGGCGUUGAAGAACAUAAAGCAAAGAUGGCAACUGAUGAACCUGAAGGCGGCGUUGAAGAGGAUAAAGUAAAGAAAGCAACUGAUGAACCUGAAGGCGGCGUUGAAGAGGAUAAAGUAAAGAAGGCAACUGAUGAACCUGAAGGCGGCGUUGAAGAGGAUAAAGUAAAGAAAGCAACUGAUGAACCUGAAGGCGGCGUUGAAGAGGAUAAAGUAAAGAAGGCAACAGAUGUACCUGAAGGCGGCGUUGAAGAGGAUAAAGUAAAGAAGGCAACUGAUGAACUUGAAGGCGGCUUUGAAGAGGAUAAAGUAAAGACGGCAACUGAUGAACCUGAAGGCGGCAUUGAAGAGGAUAAAGUAAAGAAGGAAAUUGAUGAACCUGAAGGCGGCGUUGAAGAGUCUAAGGUAAAGAAGGCAGCUGAUGAACCUGAAGGCGGCGUUGAAGAGGAUAAAGUAAAGAAGGCAACUGAUGAACCUGAAGGCAGCAUUGAAGAGUCUAAGGUAAAGAAGGAAACUGAUGAACCUGAAGGCAGCGUUGAAGAGGAUAAAGUAAAGACGGCAACUGAUGAACCUGAAGGUGGCAUUGAAGAGGAUAAAGUAAAGAAAGCAACUGAUGAACCUGAAGGCGGCGUUGAAGAGGAUAAAGUAAAGAAGGCAACUGAUGAACCUGAAGGCAGCGUUGAAGAGGAUAAAGUAAAGAAGGCAACUGAUGAACCUGAAGGCGGCGUUGAAGACGAUAAAGUAAAGAAAGCAACUGAUGAACCUGAAGGCAGCGUUGAAGAGGAUAAAGUAAAGAAGGCAACUGAUGAACCUGAAGGCAGCGUUGAAGAGGAUAAAGUAAAGAAAGCAACUGAUGAACCUGAAGGCGGCGUUGAAGAGGAUAAAGUAAAGAAGGCAACUGAUGAACCUGAAGGCGGCGUUAAAGAGUCUAAAGUAAAGAUGGCAACUGAUGAACCUGAAGGCGGCGCUGAAGAGGAUAAAGUAAAGACGGCAACUGAUGAACCUGAAGGCGGCGUUGAAGAGGAUAAAGUAAAGAAAGCAACUGAUGAACCUGAAGGCGGCGUUGAAGAGGAUAAAGUAAAGAAGGAAAUUGAUGAACCUGAAGGUGGCGUUGAAGAGGAUAAAGUAAAGAAGGCAACUGAUGAACCUGAAGGCGGCAUUGAAGAGUCUAAGGUAAAGAAGGAAAUUGAUGAACCUGAAGGUGGCGUUGAAGAGGAUAAAGUAAAGAAGGCAACUGAUGAACCUGAAGGCGGCGUUAAAGAGUCUAAAGUAAAGAUGGCAACUGAUGAACCUGAAGGCGGCGCUGAAGAGUACCAAUUAAAGCCUGCAACUGAUGAACCUGAAGGUGGCGUUGAAGAGUAUAAAGUAAAGAUGGAAACUGAUGAAUCUGAAGGCAGCGAUGAAGAGUACAUAAGGCCCAAGUGGGAUAGCAAAUUCCAGUACCUUUUAAGCUGUGCUGGAUUUGUUGUGGGUCUUGGAAAUGUGUGGCGUUUUCCAUACUUGUGCCAAACCUAUGGAGGAGGAGCAUUCCUGAUUCCAUACAUCAUCGCGUUUCUGUUGGAAGGCACCCCUAUAUUUUUUCUUGAAUUAGCUGUAGGGCAACGCAUGAAAAAAGGCAGCAUUGAAGUCUGGUGGCACAUCUCACCUUACCUGGGAGGACUGGGUUACUCUUCUGUGAUAGUGUGCUUCCUAGUGGUUCUAUAUUACAAUAUGCUUUUGGCCUGGAUUUUGUGGUAUUUUAUAAACUCUUUCCGAAACCCAUUACCUUGGAGUUCCUGCCCAACAGAUACCAGCAAACCAGAACUUAUUGAAGAAUGUAACAAAAGCACACCUACCAGUUAUUUCUGGUAUAGGUACACUUUAAACAUAAGCACGGAUAUUACAAACAGUGGUCCGCUUCAGUGGUGGCUGGUUUUAUGUUUGGCAGCCUGCUGGUUACUUGUGUUCAUUUGUACAGUACGAGGAAUUGAAUCGACUGGAAAGGCAAUAUAUGUUACAACUACAUUUCCUUACCUAAUUCUAACAUUAUUCCUUCUUUAUGGAGUGACUCUCCCAGGAGCCUUUCACGGAUUAGUGUACUUCAUGACUCCUAAUCUCAAGAAGAUCAACAAUCCACGUGCCUGGCUUGAUGCAGCCACCCAGAUUUUUUCCUCUCUUUCUUUAGGAUGUGGGGCACUCAUAGCAUAUUCAAGCUACAACCCAUCAAAUAAUGACUGUGAAAUGGAUGCUGUCAUGAUAGCAGGAAUAAACUCUUUGACUUCUUUGUUUGCGUCAAUCCCAGUUUUUUCAAUUCUGGGGUUCAAAGCAACAAUGGCCUAUGAAGAAUGCUUAGAAAGAAAUGUUAAAUACAUCACCAAGGCAUUCAGGAACGACAACAUCACUGUAGACAGCGGCGCAUUUUGGCUCAGUUAUUUGAAUGGAACAGAUAUCAGUAAACUUACAUCUCUCAACCUGGCAAAUUGUGAUCUCCAAUAUUUCCUUGAUCAGAGUGUUUCUGGAACCGGCUUGGCCUUUAUUGUGUUCACUGAAAUCAUGCUUAAGAUGCCUGGAUCAAACACUUGGGCGAUUAUGUAUUUUCUUAUGCUGUUCAGUCUUGGUAUAUCUUCCAUUUUUGGACUCGUUCAAAGUAUCUUGACGCCUUUCACAGAAUCUCACACUGUGUCUAGAUACAUAUACAAGGAGGCUAUAUGUGGUUUAAUAUGCCUUUCUGCCUUUCUGCUGGGCCUGCUUUUUGCUCUGAGAUCAGGAAACUACUGGCUUGAGAUGUUUGAUGCCUAUGCGGGGACCUUGCCUUUGCUCGUCAUCACUUUCUUUGAAUUGAUCGGUAUUGUAUUUAUUUAUGGAAUAAAAAGAUUCAGUGCAGAUGUGAAAGAUAUGAUAGGAAGACCACUAAAAGGCUAUUGGAAGGCAACAUGGCAAUUUUUCUCCCCAGUGAUAAUGUUCCUAAUUUUUUUGUCCUAUGUACUAGUUGAGCCGCCAUCAAGCUACUAUACUUGGAACCCAAAUUAUGUAUAUUUUCCUGCAAAAGAGCCAAAAAAGUAUCCUCCCUGGGCUGUCGUCAUCUCUAUCAUGCUGGAAAGUGUACCAUGUUUGAUGAUCCCUUUCGGAGCCAUUUACCAACUUUGGAGAAUCGUACUGAAAAAGAAACGGCUACAAAUAAUACAUCCAGACACCAGCACUGGUAUCCUUGUUAUCACCAGUAGCACCGGUAGCACUGGUAUCCCUGGUAUCACCAGUAGCACUGGUAUCCCUGGUAUCACCGGUAUCACUGGUAUCCCUGGUAUCACCGGUAUCACCAGUAGCACUGGUAUCCCUGGUAUCACCAGUAGCACCAGUAGCACUGGUAUCACCAGUAGCACCGGUAUCCCUGGUAUCACCAGUAGCACCCGAUCUUAACUUUUGUUUCAGCGAUCUGGUCACCCUUGUUUUCCCCAUCCUAUCCUGACCAUUAAAAAACCCCACACAUGUGUCCUCAAAUUUAGGGUAUUCAAUCAGUAAGAAUGUAAGGAUUUCUACGUAAAACCAUUUUCUAAAUAAAUGCAUCUUUAUAUAUAGCA
Podarcis raffonei (Aeolian wall lizard) is the source of this 4088-nucleotide messenger RNA. RefSeq names its product sodium-dependent neutral amino acid transporter B(0)AT3-like. The transcript has 13 exons. Gene Ontology annotation, cellular component: plasma membrane. Gene Ontology annotation, biological process: sodium ion transmembrane transport. The coding region runs from base 415 to 3927 and encodes 1170 amino acids. NCBI's taxonomy places the organism in Eukaryota, Metazoa, Chordata, Lepidosauria, Squamata, Lacertidae. The record is from RefSeq and is a predicted model, not a curated record.